Trematomus bernacchii (emerald rockcod) is the source of this 848-nucleotide messenger RNA. Its product is annotated as piwi-like protein 2. The transcript is spliced from 8 exons. The record is from RefSeq and is a predicted model, not a curated record. NCBI's taxonomy places the organism in Eukaryota, Metazoa, Chordata, Actinopteri, Perciformes, Nototheniidae. The annotation marks the transcript as partial. Gene Ontology annotation, molecular function: protein binding.
ACAAAAGAGGUUGAUGCACCUUCACUCGGUCCAGGAUCAACACUGGUCUCAAUGUUUAGAGGAAUGGGCGUCGACCCCUCCAUGGCCUCCUGGGGCAGAGGAGCACCAGCACUGGGAAGAGGAGCAGCUGGAGAUUUGGGUGAGCUGCAACCAGUCGGUGUCAUCAGCAAACCAGAAGGCCAACUGGAAAAGGUGACGGUCCGAGGCAGCAGUUACCAAGAGGUUUUUCGAGGUUUGGCCCCUCAGACGAUGAUGGGGCUUGGAAGAGCGGCGAUGCCUUUCCCCGGAAGAGGACGAGCUGUCCCUCCUUUUUCUCCAGGUCAAGUUGAGCCAGGUCCUCCAGCCUCUGAGCCACAAACAGCCGCCCCACACCUUCAGACUUCCCCCACAGAAACCAUACCCCCGAUGCCCAUUACUCGAGAGGAGCUGGCUCCAGCAAAGGAGAUGAAAAUGGAGGCAGUCCAGGAGGCUAUUAAUAAAGCUGGAACAAAAGGAGCUGCAAUAACGAUCGGCUCGAACCACAUCGUGAUUCGUUGCAAGAACGAAGCCGUGUAUCAGUACCAUGUGACAUUCACUCCAAAUGUGGAAUCAAUGGGGAUGCGUUUCGCCAUGAUGAGAGAUCACCGCGAGACCACAGGAGAAGUUAUAGCUUUUGAUGGAUCCAUUCUCUUCAUGCCUGUUCAAAUGGAAGACGUGGUUCAUCUCAAGAGUGUGAGACGAACCGAUAAUGAGGAAAUAGAUAUACGAGUCCAGAUGACGAAGAUUUUGCCACCAAACUCGGAUCUAUGCAUCCCGUUCUACAAUGUGGUGCUCAGGAGGUAUUUUAAUAUUAAUCCUACACUGUUUUU